AUGAAGGUGCCUGCAGCUGUCCUGCUGCUCCUGUCUCUGCUGUUGUUCGGGGAGCCAGCCAAGGUUCAUCGGAGUGCCCUCACACGGCCAGGCAGAGGGCUGGCUCAAAUCGAGGAGGAAGAAGAGGAUGAGGACAUCGGAGCGGAGGAGGAUUACGAGGAUGAGGACUAUGACGAUGAGGAGGAGAACUUGGUCCCCGGUGCAGGAGACAGAGCCCACUUGCAAUGCUAUUUCUGUGAGAAGCUAUACGACGGGCAGCGCUGUGACAAGCUGCAGAGCUGCGGUCCCAGUCAGUCCGUUUGCAAGACCUUAGUCUCCCACAGAGAGACGGGGUCUGGUUUCCAGACCACCCUCUCGACGUGGUGUACGGACUCCUGUCACCCUGUCACCAGGACUUUGGAAGGGACCCGGGUGACCGUGUCCUGCUGCGAAUUGACUCUGUGCAACCUCCCACCCUGGCAGAGUCCAGGCAUCCGCGACCUGCCGGGCAGCGCGGCUGGAGGCCAGCAGAGGACCAGGGCUGGCGGCACAGCUGGAGGCCAGCCGAGGAGCAGGGGUGGGGGCACAGCUGGAGGCCCGCGGGGCAGCGCGGCUGGAGGUGCCAAAGGCAGCCCCUCACCUAUGGGCACAGCCCUUCUGCUGACCCUCCUGGCCUGCCUGCCUGCAGGAGGGUCCUGA
Chrysochloris asiatica (Cape golden mole) is the source of this 678-nucleotide messenger RNA. It is a transcript of the gene GPIHBP1, whose product is annotated as glycosylphosphatidylinositol anchored high density lipoprotein binding protein 1. Lineage: Eukaryota; Metazoa; Chordata; Mammalia; Afrosoricida; Chrysochloridae. The transcript has 4 exons. The record is from RefSeq and is a predicted model, not a curated record. Gene Ontology annotation, molecular function: acetylcholine receptor inhibitor activity. The coding region runs from base 1 to 678 and encodes 225 amino acids.